UGGAAGCUCUGGCUAGCACUGUCAGCUUUAGAUAUAUUUAUUUUUAGCUGUAAAUUUUAUCAGAAAUACUUUAACAUCUAGUUCAUCUCACUCAGGCUUUCCUCAAGUUUUCUUUUCACUAUAACAGAUUUUAACAGAUUAACACUACAACAAUGGAGAUAGUUGAUGAAGAUAAUGCAGUUGGUGAUACGCUGGGUACUAAGGAAUGUAUUCUAGAAGGAUCCGCAAAAGUGUCAGGAAAGCAGUAUCACAUUUUAUUGAAUUCUAAUGGAUUAAAAUUAACAGAAACACCCAAAAGUAACAGAGAUAAAGAUAUUGAUUUGUCUUGGCAAGAUGUGAUCUGUGCUAAACCGAAUGCUAAACAACCAAAAGAGGAACAAAAUACAACUUUUCAGCUUUACUACGUUCAACAAGGGAAAAAAAACAUUUUGAGACACAUUUGUUGUAAUGUGCAAUUGAAAAAUGACCAAGCUGAAAAAUGGAUAGCUGCCAUACAAGAAUUUUGUUCAAAAGUGUCAUGCCGGCCCAAAAAAUUAUUUGUCCUUGUGAAUCCUAUUGGAGGAGCUGGGAAAGGUCGCCAGAUUUUCCAGAAAAAUGUUGCCCCCUUAUUUGAUCUUGCUGGGAUAGAAACUACUGUUGUUGUGACAGAAAAAUCUAAGCAUGCCCUAGAGAUUGGUGAAUCGCAGGACUUUUCACAGUUUGAUGGCCUUGUGGUUGUCGGAGGUGAUGGCUUGUACCAGGAGCUUCUUCAAGGUCUAACUUUACAAAAACAGAAGAAGGCUGGUGUCUUGUAUGAUAACCCUGAUGUAGAGUUACAGAGACUUGAUAAACCUAUUGGAAUUAUUCCUGCAGGAACUGGAAAUGGGGCCACAGGACUUGUGAAUGGAGUCAUUGAUGCUGAAACAGCUGCCUUAAAUAUUAUCAGAGGUGAACAUCACAGGGUGGAGAUCUUCUCUGUGUACAGCAAUGCCAAGUUUUUGUGUGUUUGCACAAUAAUAUUUGGCUAUGGUAUGUUCUCUGACAUGAUCAAACGGACAGACGAGUUGAGGUGGAUGAAGAAAGCCAGAUAUCCGUAUUCUAUAGCUGCAAUGUUGUGCAAAAAGAAAAGAUUUUUUCAAGCUGAAAUUAGCUACCGUAUUCAAGAAAUAAAAUCAAGUUCUGAUGAGGACAGUAGUCAUCAACACACAGUUUCAGACUGGAUACCUCACAAAAAUGAAAGCAAACGCUACAAUAGUGUCUUCACCAUGCCCUGUGAGAUAUUGGAUGCUGGGAGUAAUAAGAUCAUGCUGAACCCGUUUGGGGACUUUGUUCAUCUGGCCAUUGGCACAGGCUGCAGUCAUAUGGCACUCUUCAAGGUCUUCAUCAAUAUGGCAACUGGGAAAAAGAUUGAUCCAAUUCCACCAAAUCUUGAGAUCAUAGAGAGGGUGACAGACUUUAAAAUAAAUCUUGUGAGAGAUGAAAGCGCCAGCAGUGAAUCCCCAGCAAACAACAGGAACAGAGACCUAGAACAUUUAGUGGAUAUUGACGGAGAAGUUGUACAACUGGAAAAACCAGAACUGGAGAUCAGGCUCAGAACUGCAUUUGUUCCACUUUAUGGUUGCAAACAAACUGUCAAAAAGGAUUAAUCCUUACAUUCAAGGAUAAACUUGUCUUAUGUUUAAAGCAAUUGUUUUAUUUGAUCCUUACCAAUAUUUUGGUAGAGUCA
This is a messenger RNA of Physella acuta, 1705 nucleotides long. RefSeq lists its product as uncharacterized. Gene Ontology annotation, biological process: ceramide metabolic process; phosphorylation. The record is from RefSeq and is a predicted model, not a curated record. NCBI's taxonomy places the organism in Eukaryota, Metazoa, Mollusca, Gastropoda, Physidae. Gene Ontology annotation, molecular function: ceramide kinase activity.